Messenger RNA from Myxocyprinus asiaticus (Chinese sucker), 373 nucleotides. RefSeq names its product progonadoliberin-3-like. The transcript is spliced from 3 exons. NCBI's taxonomy places the organism in Eukaryota, Metazoa, Chordata, Actinopteri, Cypriniformes, Catostomidae. Gene Ontology annotation, cellular component: extracellular region. The record is from RefSeq and is a predicted model, not a curated record. Gene Ontology annotation, molecular function: hormone activity. Gene Ontology annotation, biological process: multicellular organism development. The coding region runs from base 1 to 282 and encodes 93 amino acids.
AUGGAGUGGAAAGGAAAGAUCCUGAUCCAGUUGUUAAUGCUAGUGUGUGUGUUGGAGGUUAGUCUUUGCCAGCAUUGGUCAUACGGUUGGCUUCCUGGAGGAAAGAGAAGUGUUGGUGAAGUGGAAGCAAUGAUCAGGAUGAUGGAUGCUGGUAACACAGUUCUGACUAUUCCUGCAAACUCUCCUAUGGAUCAGCUUUCACCAGUACACAUAGUGAAUGAGGUGCACGCUGUAGGUUUGCCUAGAGGACAGAGAUUUCCCAACAGACAAGGAAGAAUAUGAAUGAUGAAAAUUAAUCUGUGGAACCAAUGAAUAAUAAUAAUCAAAUGAGUCAUGAUAAAAAUCCUCAUCUGAGUUUUAAAAAUAUAUAGUG